AAGAAGAUGCCUUAUUCGAUCAUCGAGCAUGUCCUCUAAUAUCUUGUUCCUUUUCUCACUUUUCUGAUAAUAGUUCCAAAAGAUCUCGGAGGCGUAUCAGGUUCUGUCCGACCCAAAGCUGCGAUCCGAUUACAACAUGUAUGGUCAUAAUAAGGAAGUCUCUCCAGAAGGUGGUUUCGUGAAUCCGGAGGCAUUCUUCAAGCAGCAAUUUGGAGGAGAUCGCUUUGUCGACAUUAUCGGAGAAAUCUCGAUCGGACGCGAUAUGCGCGACGCCCUGAAUGAGCCUGAGGAUGAGGAAGCAGCAGAUUUGACGCCGGAGGAGAAGGCAAAGCGAGAGGCGACCGUCACCGAGUCGAAGGACAAGGCCAGGGAUGAGGCGCGUCAGGCAAGAGUUGACAAGCUGGUCAAGAAUUUGGUUCACAAGCUUAGCAUCUAUACAGACGGACCCUGCGACUACCAGGCCGCCAAGGCGUACCAAGAGAUGAUUCGUUUGGAAGCUGAGGAGCUGAAGGCUGAGAGCUAUGGUGUCGAACUGCUGCAUGCAAUCGGUUUCACCUACACACUGAAGGCCAAGCAGUACCUUGGUAAGAACGAGAUGCUAGGCUUGGGCAGCUGGUUCCACGGCGUCCGCGAGAAGGGCCAUAUUUUGUCUGAAACUGUGUCGACUCUUCGUGCAGCGAUGGACCUGCAGCAGAGCUUUAGUCAGCUGCAAGAGGCCGAGAAGGAAGAGAUGGAUGAGGCAGCCAAGAAGGCCCUUGAGGAGGCUGCUGCGUCAAAAGGUCUCCGUGCUCUUUGGAAGGGAUCCAAGCUUGAGGUUGAAGGUGUUCUGCGUGAUGUCUGUGACAAGGUUCUGGGCGAUCCUUCAGUACCCAAGCCAAUACUACUGAAGCGCGCCAGUGCUCUCAAGAUCAUCGGAGCUGUAUUUGAGGGCGUCAAGCCUGACAAGCCUACAACGCCUUAAAAGCAAGGAUACAGCGAUGCAAAAAAAAAAAAAAGAGACGGACAUGGGGCCCCAUAGAUAUCCCUCCGCGGAGCAUAAUGAAGCAAAGGCAUUUGAUAAGCGGAGCUCUACAAAAAAAUA
Messenger RNA from Gamsiella multidivaricata, 1081 nucleotides. Its product is annotated as X-domain of DnaJ-containing-domain-containing protein. Bases 137 to 961 code for a protein of 274 amino acids. The record is from RefSeq and is a predicted model, not a curated record. The transcript is spliced from 3 exons. NCBI's taxonomy places the organism in Eukaryota, Fungi, Mortierellomycota, Mortierellomycetes, Mortierellales, Mortierellaceae.